Molecule: messenger RNA, 990 nt
Organism: Bombus huntii
Lineage: Eukaryota; Metazoa; Arthropoda; Insecta; Hymenoptera; Apidae
Product: transmembrane protein 256 homolog
Exons: 4
Coding region: 196-690 (164 amino acids)
Source: RefSeq, a predicted model, not a curated record
AUUACAUAGUAUUGUUUACUUCUGACGACAGUGUAAUCUGAUCUAUCUGAUUUUUUGACUCGAUUCAGUAGGUAGGAUACAAAUUAAUAAUAUAAACUGAAUAGCUCUUAUAACUUAGCAGGAUUGUCUAUUGAUAUAAAUUUUAAGUAAAAUAAAUAGUAUUUGUAUACUUAUGUUAGUAAAUGCAUAAAAGUUAUGUACUAUUUAAAUCCGCUAACUCAUGUUAGUUCAAUUGGACAAACAGCAUCGUACAUUUGGGAAUCAAUUGAAGCAGUACCAAAGCAAUUAGGUUUAAAACCAAGAACAGAAGUAAAAAUGCCACCACCAGUGCCCUUAUGGAAGUUGGCUGCAGCUACAGGACCAUUUGUUAAACUUGCUGCAUUUAGUGGUGCUGCAGCCACAAUUCUUGGUGCUUAUGGUUCUCAUAAGGAAUAUCCAGAGCAUGAGAAAGUAGAUCGAAAGCAAGUAUUUGAAACUGCAAGUCGUUAUCAUUUUAUUCAUACAUUAGCAAUGUUAGGAUUACCUCUUUGCAGAUCACCUUAUGUGACUGCAACGUUCCUAUUGCUUGGAAUAGCACUGUUCUGUGGGACUUGCUAUUAUUCUGCAUUUACUGGUGAUAAACAAUACAAUAGAUUAACACCAGUAGGUGGUAUAUGUUUCAUACUAGGAUGGUUAAGCAUGUGUAUUUAAAAUAUUAAAAAACAUAGGAAUGUAAUAAUAUAUGUGAAGAAGAGAAGGAAGCUAACACGCAUAAAAGAAGUUUCUAAUUACUGUAUAUAAAAAUAAUUACUAAUAAUUGGAUUUACUUUGAAAUAAACUACUUUUUCAUAAGAUGAAACCAUUUUUUAUAUUAUGCAUGUUACUUACGAAAUAUUGUUAAUUAGAAGAAAUAUUUCGUCGGCAAGCAACAUUUGUAUUUUCAUUUAUUGAAAAUUGCUAAAGAAAUAUAAUAUGAUCUAAAUAAAAUUAAAAUGUGUUUAUGCUAAUGAA